Molecule: messenger RNA, 1179 nt
Organism: Harmonia axyridis
Lineage: Eukaryota; Metazoa; Arthropoda; Insecta; Coleoptera; Coccinellidae
Exons: 3
Coding region: 268-570 (100 amino acids)
Source: RefSeq, a predicted model, not a curated record
GUACUUCAACAAGCUCUUUUUCCUGUCUCUGCCCUCCAUCUCCUGAACCCCUUGGGCCAGAGCUUAGAACAUUAAUCUAUCUAUAUUUUAAGGGCCAGAGAUAUCUCUGCUUGGGGCCUAUCGCCCUUAGUCAACUUUGUAAUGACAGUUUGCAGAGACAAGUCGUUAUAAUCUGACAGUAUGUCAUGAGAUAUUCAGGAACACAGAUGACAAUAAUAUUGGAAACAAUGUUUUGAAUUUAAACAUAUAAUAGAUUAUUCGUUAAAAAUGGGCGACCCCUCGCUGUUUGAACUUCAAGCUCGCUUAGUACAAGUCCGAAUGAUUUAUCCAAAUUUGAUUGAAAAAACCUACCAACACGUUAGGAAGUCUCUUCUCAAAUUGUUGAAUGAAUGUAAAUACGAUGAAAAUGAGAUACCUGAUAUAAUAGACGAACUUCUUCCAAUAUGUAACAACUAUACAGAUAUCACAGGAGACGAAGAUUUAAGUAAGCUGCUUGAUCAGACGAGAGCCGUGAUAAUACUGGCAGCAAAGAAAAAUUGCAAGAUGUCAGAAGUCAUCGAUGCUAUUUGAAUUUCAUCCAUUAUUUUUAAGAAGUUCUUUGUAUAUGGACUCCAGACAAUCAAUUCUGGGCAUACAACCCUGUAAUAAGAAUUAUUUCAAAUGUAUUUUUUCAGUUGGAACAAGCAUUCAGUCUAUUUAGGUUCAAAAAAAGUUCAGACAUUGCUUCAUAAUGACUAUUAUUUGUAUAUAUUUUCAAAUAAUUGAAAAUAAAAAAAAAAUUUUGUUAAAUAUAUACCAUUUAUUAGAAUAGCAAAUCUUACUGAAGGAAUGAAUAAUAUAUAUGUAAAAUAAUAUUUAAUUCAGUAAAAGUAAAACUUAUGGUAGGGAUGAAUAAGUUGAUAACAAGUACUCACUGGAAUGAAAUUUGUAAGCUUUAUUGUUUGUUUUAAAACUAAUUUUUUUCUUUGAAUUUAGUUCUUUGUAUAAUAAGGCAAACUAAUUUAUUAUUUCCAAAUGAAUAUUUUUUGUGUGAAAUUAUACCUUAUCGCAUACUUACCAUAAAUAGUGGAAUUAACAUAUCACUAUUUGAUCCUUUUGUUAAAAUUGUUAAUAAGUAUAUAAUUUUUUGCUGAAAGAACAAAAGUAAUGUUGAAGAAUUAAUAAAUUAUAUGACUAAUU